GAUGGAGAGUCAUAAACCGGAUCCGAAUGCAUAAAGAAAGAAAACCGAGAAAACGAGUCGUAAAUUUUAGGAGAUACAUCAAGUCGUGUAAACACUGCUCCGGUUUCAAGUUUAUCGGUAGUGAAUAUCCAAAAUAUAAUUCAAUCUUGUAUUUAAAUCGAGAAAAACUGCUAUAGUACUUACUAUGGUUGAUAUAAAGAAGUGUUUCUAUACAACCAUUCUUUCACAAACCAUAUCCGAUGAUGGAAAAUUUUUGUUUUGUGGAAGUAAUUUCGGAGAAAUACUAAUAUAUAGCAUUGACCGGAUUUCCUGCAUCGAUAGUUCUGUUGCUGAUCCUACCGAGCCACAGGUUGUCUUCACUCUGCAGGAAAAAUGCCAGGUUUACAGUAUGUCCUUCCAUAAAGACUUUUUGAUAGUCGGGCUGAAUGGUGAAGUUUGUGGCUUUCAAUGGAACGUAAAAACAGCAACCAUCGGCAAAAAAGCCUGGACAGUAAAACUUCCAACUUCCGCUGAAAACACAGACAUCAACGAAGUAAAUUAUUUAUGGCUGGACAAGGAUCAGGAAGUUAUUUACGCCGGUUGCGGAGACAAUAUAAUGUAUGCCAUUUCUCUAGAAGAUGGUCGAAUUAUAAGAAAAUAUCAAGCACAUCAAGACUAUAUCCAUUGCGUUGCUGGCUGCGAUGGAAAAGUUGCCACUGCUUCCGAGGACGGUUUGGUACUGCUGUGGGACCCGCGGCAGGCUAAAUUCACUGGAAAAAUUGAGCCCCACUGCAAGGAAAUGCUGAAUCGACCAGAGUUUGGCAAAUGGCAGGGUACGGUAUCUAUUACCGAGGAUUGGCUCGUGUGCGGCGGUGGACCACGGUUCUCCCUUUGGCAUUUGCGCUCGUUGGAGUGUACGACGGACCUAGCAUUCCCAGAGCGUGUUCAUGUAUCUGGAUUUAUAGACGAUGUGAUCUAUGCGGCAGGACAUUGCAAGAAUUUAUACCAAUACAAUUUCAACGGGGACAUAACCGCUGAAAUUCCGAUUUCCGCACCAGCCGUUUAUAGUGUAGUACUGCAAAGCGAACCGACAAAAUUAAUGUCCAUUGCCGGUGCUUCCAGCCACAUCGAUGUCUGCACGAACUUCAGCUAUCGAGAUAUUGUUCUGAAUACAUAUAAAAAGCAAUAAUUUGCAAUGUGGAAAACACUCGAAUAAAUUAUUCUUUCGACCA
This is a messenger RNA of Wyeomyia smithii (pitcher-plant mosquito), 1211 nucleotides long. RefSeq names its product THO complex subunit 6 (gene thoc6). Bases 185 to 1168 code for a protein of 327 amino acids. Gene Ontology annotation, cellular component: transcription export complex; THO complex. The record is from RefSeq and is a predicted model, not a curated record. Gene Ontology annotation, biological process: mRNA export from nucleus. The transcript is spliced from 2 exons. Gene Ontology annotation, molecular function: protein binding. Lineage: Eukaryota; Metazoa; Arthropoda; Insecta; Diptera; Culicidae.